Coccidioides posadasii C735 delta SOWgp is the source of this 1979-nucleotide messenger RNA. The record is from RefSeq and is a predicted model, not a curated record. Lineage: Eukaryota; Fungi; Ascomycota; Eurotiomycetes; Onygenales; Onygenaceae.
AUGGCACUCCUCCACUCCACUCUGAUUUGGAUUGUAUAUGCAGUCGUUGUCGGCAUUCUUAGUAUCGUUGCGUCAACUUUUGUUUACGUCUAUCAGACUCCUCGCGAUCGCUCGGCGGCUGUUACCACUGUUUGCAUAUUUACACUUACAGCUUUGUUGGCGACUGUGCUUCUACUACCUGUGGAUGUUGCCUUGGUGUCUUCAACGACAUCGGAGUUCGGUCGAAGAAAAGACUGGGCAACAGACCAUGAGGUUGAGAAAAUCACGUACUCAUUAACUGUGGUAUACUACUUCCUAUAUUCGCUCGACGCGGUUCUUUGCCUCCUGAUAGUACCAUUCACAUAUUUUUGGUAUGAAGAAUAUGAUGAGGUGGCAUACGAGGAUGAUGGACGAUUCACUAGAAAGCCAUUCUGGGGUGCCUUCAAAUAUACCCUCGUAUUUAUUUUGUUGACGAUAAUCUUGUUCUUGGUUGGCUUUUUUGUGCCGGUGGCGAAGGAUCGAAAAGGUGCCCAUUUUGAUUUAGACUACUUCAAGAGGCUUCUAACAGAGAACCGACUCGCCUUCUUUCCGAUAUCUUUCAUCAAAUCUUCCCCGUCGAUCUCUAGUCCUAUGCUCAGCGCCAACAUCGAAUCCAGAUUAGAGGAAAACAUUGAGCGCCAGCGCCAGCUUGAGGGUCGCUGUGGUGGAAACCCGGACCAUCUGUCCUCUAAAGACCGGAGGGAGCUUGAUUCCUUAGUUCGAGAAGAACGAACAUUGCGCCGCCGCAAACGCCUUGCGGAGGCUUCUCGUGGACAAGGGAGAAAUUUCGUCAUUAAAGUCUGGUACAAGCUUGGUGCGGUAUUCCGACCAAUAAAGCUCCUCGGAGGACUACUUCUCUUAGCGAUCUCCGUCGUGAUCUGGAUUUCGAUGCUCCUUACCUGCAUCGAUAAAGCGAAAAAUUCCGUUUGCAAACAAAAGUGCGGCUACAUUCUAGGAAAAAUCAACAUUAUUAAUCCAGUUAACUGGGUGCUGGUGGAAGCUGCGAGUGUCUUCCCUGCGGAUUAUGUUAUAUUUAUUGUCCUGGUCCUCCAUUUAUUUACCAGCUCUGUUGUUGGCAUUGCAACAAUCGGAAUCCGAUUCUUGUGGAUCAGGCUUCUUCAAAUUAGAAAAGGCCACACAUCACCCCAGGCGCUUCUUCUCGCAACAGUGAUUCUCACGCUUAUCACGCUUGCUCUCAACUACUCGAUCUCUAUGAUUGUCGUUCCACAAUACGCAACGUACGGCCCACAGACGUUUUGUGAUUACCCAUCCAUUCCUGCCUCGGCACCUUUGGACUGCUCAAAAAAUAAGGAGUACCUAAAGCCGUGCUCUGAACUCGCGAACAAUCCCGCGGCCAAAGCUGUCUGCACUCCAAGUGUCGCUAGCACGUUCCUCAAUCGAAUCACUCUCAACUUUCCUUUCUUUGGGAUUGUCGAUUUCUGGGCUCAGUUUGUUUUUCUAGGAUUCUCCCUCAUCGUUCUUUUGAUUUCGCUAUUCCGUGCACCUAGGUUUGAUGAGCAGCAAAUGGAUGAAGACGCAGAGGAAGCCGAGGAAGAAGGUCUCCUUGCUGCUAGCGGAAGUCGAUUUAUUGCUGCCUGGCAGGACACCACUGGGCGAACACGCGAUCAACGGGUGAGAUUUCGUGAUGACGAAUGAAAUGUAUCUUGGUGUGUUGCAUUUUGCACUCCCAAGAUAUUCGCGUCAGCCUGGUUUGCUUUAUGGGGUCUUAAUUCGGAAGACGGAGCAUGUGCAUUGGCGAGGGAUACGGUAUGACACGGUUAUUGGUGGAUUAUGGAUUAAGUAAAUAAAUGACCUAAGAUUAGGAAGGGUGGGAAAUUGCAGCCUGCUUCACUACGGGAGGGAUGAGCAUGAGGUUAUGCAUGUCGACAUAUACGGUUCACGGGGACCGUAAUGGCUCUUAUGACGGACUCUGACUUGGGAUAAUUGAGCGCUAAUUAGUA